AAUUGGCGGGUGCGUUAGUGGCGUUCUCCUCGACAUGAAUCUAUGAACAUAAUUAUACGUUUCUGGAUCCUCAUACCACGCAACACGUUUAUUUUCGGACUUUGCUAUUUAUUUUUAACUAAAUGUCGGUUUUCAGUCGCUCAGUAAGUGCAGGGGACUGAUUGGUGAAGUUUGAAGCUUGUUUAUUCCCCGGUAAUGGCGACCCCGGCGUCGCUGCAGCGGAGGAACGGACAGCAGCUGUGGUUCUCCCUGCUCGGGCUGGGCUUCCAGCCGGACCUGGCUGCCUCAUUCAUAGCAGGGAAAGCCAGCAUUAAACACCUCAACCUGGGGCCGAGCAUGUUCGACAAACCCAACAAAGACGCCUUCUACUUAGUAACUCAUUUCCUGUUGGAGAAACUCAACCCUACGCGAUUUAAUGAAGCAUACAGGCACUGCUGGCCUGUUUUGGACCACAAAGUUGAUGCUGAGUUCCGCAAGGUUACCUGCGCUUGGCUGCGAGAGAUAAUGGAUGAAAUUGCAAAUGCGGGAUCCAAAGUGGUUGCAUCGUUGUUUCUGUCUCCUGGAGGACCCAAGUUUAUCAACUUGAUGCUUCAGCUAGCCAGUCAUGUCAUGCUGCAGGAAAUGAAGACAUUCACCACAGAUGACAGUUGGGUUCCAGAGGCCGCAGCAGGACCGGCCUCCACCCUGGACAUGGCAGUCAAAAGAUUCAAUUUGAUGCGAAAAAGAUUUUUGAAAACUGCUGUUGAUCAAGAUCGUUUUCUCCAUGAAUACCAGAGACGAGCCCAGUUUCUGGUCAAGUCUAUGAGAGACACCAAAGAAGAUGGUGCCAAGUAUGAUGAGCUUCUCAAGCGUCACUGCACUGAUCCGGAGCAGGAUGGAGCUUCUCAAGCAGAGAACGUCACAAAGGUGCGCAGUUUGUGGUCAGCUAUCGAAGCAAUGCUCUCAACCAUCAAAGAGGACCAGAAUGCAGUGGAAAGUGUUUUGAAAGGGGAGGUAGACCAACACGUCCUGGAUGGGACAGAUAAAGUCCUCAGAGUUCCUCGCUGUCUGCUGGAGAGGAUUGAGAAGCUCCCCCAUGAGUUGUCUUCAGGAAACGUGUACGAAGCUGGAAAACUGAACCUCCUCAGUGUGGUGGAGCUGAUGAACCACGCGCUGCAGCUCCUUAAUGAGGAACGGCGUCGGACCUCUCCUGCCUCCAAAUCCCAGAUCAGCACUCAACACCUGCAGGAGAAGCAACUUCAAAUGUCUCGCGUGCUGCAGGAUCUCCAACUUAUUAGACAGAAGAUUUCAAAGGAAGAAAUUCCAGAAGUUAGGAAUGCUAUUGGGAAGCUGGAAGCUGACUGGGACAAGAGAUGGAUGGAUACUCUGAAGGAGACACCCCUCGUCUCUUUUCUCAAUGAAGACCCUACUCUUGGUUUCCUCUCACCAAUGGCUCCACUGUCCUUUGAGCCGGCCGCUGAAGCUACUUACAGAAGUAGUGUUUUCUUCCAGUACCCUGCGAAACUUCCUGAGGGGAAGCAUGCAGAGAGUGAAUCACACAAAAGUGUCAACCCUAGCACUUUGAACUCCAAGAGUUCUUGUAAAGUCACAGCUAAAACGUCCGACAGUCCCGUUGUCACCACUGAAGCACCGCGAGCGAACACGUCUUUGGACUGGCUCUUUGAUACACCUCCGUCUCCUCCUCGAACGGCUCCAACUGUUCCGCAGUCACAGGCCAGUACGAAGAAGGUAACGCAUCGGACGGCGGCUCCCCUACGGACACAGGCUCAGAUUUUAGACCUGGAAUGUAAUAACCUCGCUGAUCAGUUUGCAGAUGCUAUCACAGUAGCCAGUCCUUCGGAGGACAGAGUUAAAGGCCUGGACUUGGAGGGUCUUCUAAGCACACUUUCAAGAGAUCCCUUCUCCACCAGGAAGCAGAUUCCUCGUACGCCAGAGAGCCUGAUCAUGGAUGUGAAAAGCUCCUGGCGGAAGGCGCUUGAAGAGGACAAAGCCAAAAAAACUGGUCUGUCCACAGAGAUGAAUGACAGCGUAGCUGGGCGGCUCACUCCCCUGGGUCAACCCUGCGACGCAUUUGAAAGCUUCAACACUCCCACCCAGACUGACACCCCCCCUGCUGUCAGCAAGCCGGACAGCUCCUCCGUCUGGCAGCAGGAGGUCUUGCUCAAGUCCACUCUUGGAUGGGACACGUUCAACACCGAGUCCCUCGGCAGCCCGAGUGGCACCGGCAGCAGCGCCGUCCAGUUCACCCUGGACCAAGAAACUCUUCCUGAAAUGCCAAGUUACGACAGUCUGGACCUCGACGAUGAAGCUGUGGAUAUGAAUAGCGAGGAGGAUGAGGAGCCACUCAUCCCCUCCCUGAAGACUGAGUUCACCACACGUCAUGUGGGUCUGAUUCAACAAGCCAGGGACGAAGGCUCCCUGCUGGAAAACACAACGACUGUUGAUUCUCUUCUGUCAGACUUGAGUGUCUCUGGUUUGGACAGAGACUGGCCGAUGGAACCGGCAGCAUCCGUGGGAAACUCUGACAAAGUCUUUUCACUGGAUCUAGAUUCACUUGAUGUGCCUUCAUCCCCCAAAAAACAGGAGUACAGCCUCCCCAAACUCAUCACUUUCUCCCCCAUAGAUGACAUGAAGUGUUAGCUGCACUAAAUGAACCCACUCUUCUGUCUUUACCGUCUUAAAAAUAAUGCAAAUUAAGGUUUGUGCCAAUACCUGUAAAUAGCUGUAAAAUAAACUGUUGUGCACUAACUUAGUUUUGUUUGACUUUAAUAUUGAAGCAUGACCGACUUUAAUGAAAUUAAAAGUAAAGAUCUUAAUGUUGAGAUUUUCUAACUUUGUUUUAUAUCUGUGUAUAUGGAGGCGGGGAAGGAAAAUAUAAAUAAACUUUUGCAAAGUGAAACACUGGGAUUAAGUUAUUUAAAUCCAGAGCACACAUGGAGAAGUUUGAUACUUUCGGAAAUGUAGGUUUGGGUUAUACUAUGAGGUCUAGUAAUGUUUAGGAGCUUUGUGCAGAGAUUUUUAAUUAUUAUAGUAGAUUUACUUAUUAACAAAGUCUCACAUGGUGAGAUGGAGCUACAAGCUAUUUCCAGUUUUGUGUGCAGUUUCUCCCACUUUAGGAUGGGGGCAUCAAACUACAACAAAACUAUUGGAAAGAGUCAAGGCAGCGACGAAAGCAGGAAGUAAAUAUUUGUACACUAUAAUUGACAUUUAACUAUAAAUUGUGCAAUGUUUGUCACCCAAUAAAGCACUGAAACUGCAAAGAA
This is a messenger RNA of Cololabis saira (Pacific saury), 3263 nucleotides long. It is a transcript of the gene haus6, whose product is annotated as HAUS augmin-like complex, subunit 6. The coding region runs from base 196 to 2640 and encodes 814 amino acids. Gene Ontology annotation, cellular component: HAUS complex; mitotic spindle microtubule. Gene Ontology annotation, molecular function: microtubule binding. The transcript has 16 exons. The record is from RefSeq and is a predicted model, not a curated record. Gene Ontology annotation, biological process: spindle assembly. Lineage: Eukaryota; Metazoa; Chordata; Actinopteri; Beloniformes; Belonidae.